CCGAGUGGCUCCCCGCCCAGCGAGCGGCCUCUCUGCCCGGAGCCUGCCUGCGACGCUGGGGCCCAGGUGGGCCCGCUGACAGGUGGCUCGCCGUGGCCCGUUGGUCGGAGUUCUGACGUUUGCUCUGACCGCUUGGUUGAGGUGGCAUCUGCCAGGAUCUUCACUGGGACGUCGCUUUUGCUGGUUUCCGCCUCCUGGGAUGGAGGAAGCCGCCGGCCUGGUCCCUGAGGAGACACUUGUGGACGAAGCCCCCCCCGUGGACGAUGAAAGAGAUGAACUGGAGGAUCCAGAGUUGGUGGUUGAGUCUCUCCCCGAGGAGGCGGAGAACAGGCCGGGCCCGGGAAGCACCUGUCCAGGGUGGGAGCAGAACGCUGAGAAGAGGAAGCAGAAACCAGCCGCCCAAGACAGGAUUCAGGCGUCAAGGCUGCGCAAGAACCUGCACCUCCUGGACAAGCUGCACGAGGAGAAAGACCUUUUCAUUCAAAAAACUCGGGAGGAGCUGCGAGCUUGCCGCCGGAGGAUGGACCUCCUCACCGAGCAGCGGGAGAGCGUGGCCGCUGAGCUGGCCGCCGAGAGGGAGGCCGGCAAUGUGGCAGCCAUGGGUCGCCUGGAGGCAGCAUCCCGACGCCUGUGCCUGGAGCUGGAGAGGGAGAGGGACCUGCUGCCGAAGAUCUCGGCUGUGCUGCAGGAGAACGAGAGCACCAUGUGGCACCUCGAGACCCAGGAGAGACAGCUGCAGGACGUCUGGAAGUCGGUGCGAGAGGAGGCUGCGGCCGCCAGGAGGUGCCUCCGGGAGCAGACGGCCAAGCAGCUGCGCCAGGAGACAGAGGCCGCGGGGAAGGCAGAGAGGAACCGGCUGCUGCGGGUCCGGAAAUCCAUGCACCUGCAGAGGGAGCUCGGACUGAGGCACCAGAAGCUGGUGGCGGACGCCCAGCAGAACCACCGCGUGGCCGUGAAGUUCCUCAAGGCCUCCCUGGGAAGGGUCCGCGAGCGAGAGCGGAAGGCGGAGCUGGCGUCCCGCGAGCACGUGCAGAGGCGCAUGGACGCGGUGCUGGCCUUGAAGAACAGCAUUGCCGCCAGCCGGGAAACCCUCCGCCAGUUUCACGCCUGGGGCCGGGCCAAGGCGGAGCUGGCUGAACAGAAGGCCCAGGCCGAGAGGGAGGCCAUUCUGGCCCACGGCGGGGACGCUUUCAAGCACCUUUGCCAUCAGCGCCGGCGCCAGGAGCUGGAGGCGCAGAACCGUGCCUUCGAGCAGGAGCAGAAGCUCAGAAAGCAGGAGAUCGUGAGCCGGAUCUUGAAAGAGGAGGCUGGGGAGCACGCAAGAAAGAAGCAGGCACCCCCCAAAACCACAGGCCGGCCAAGCCUGCGGGACAAGACCUGGAGCCACCUGGCUGAGGUCUGCGACGGAAAGAGCACUGCGCCCCCCUCCUGCCCACCGCUGGAGGACAGUCUUCCAUCCCCGCGAGCCACCGUGCUGGCGCCGGCCAUCUCCAGCGAGUCCGUGCGGGUGGACCCCAGCAGCUCAGGCUGGCAGGAAGAGCCGCUGGUGAGGCCGGAGAUCCCAGGGCUCUGGAGCCAAGAGGCCUCCCCGCACCAGGUGCCCCAGGCAGAUGCGGGCCGGAAGCCCGUGGGCGGGACGAAGACGGACCAGGACCUGCUGGCGCGCACGAUCCGGUGCCUGCGCAGCGGGGCACCCCACAGGCAGGUGGCGUCCGGGCGCGAGUUCAGAGGGAGGCCCUUCAACAGCAAGCCCGAGCUCAUCCACUUCAAGGACUUUGACGUGGGCAGAGAGUACAAGAAGAAAGUCAUCUUGACCAAUGCCACCUAUACCAUCAACUACUGCAGGCUGGCGGGCGUGGAGGAGAGCCUGCGGGAUUCCGUCCGCAUCGACUUCGAUCCACCUGGUCCCAUGUCUGCCGGCAUGUCCUGCGAGGUGCUUGUCACCUUCAAGCCCGUGGUCAACAAAGAUCUGGAGGGAAACAUCUCAUUUCUGGCUCAGACUGGCGGGUUCUCUGUGCCUCUGAAAUGCUCCACCAGGAAGUGCUCGCUGUCCCUUGACAAGCAGCUCAUCGACUUCGGCAGCUACGUGGUGGGCGAGACUGCGUCCCGGACCAUCACACUGACCAACGCCGGGGGGUUGGGCACCAGGUUCAAGUUCCUCCUGGCCUCAGAGUCCUGCGAGAUGGACGCCUCCCAUUCGAUCCUGAAAAGAAGCAGUCUCUUCACUUGCGAAGAGAAAAGGUUUUGUGAUAAAGUCGCCACCAGUGUUUCUGAGCAGCGGAUGGAAGGCAAUGAGUCCUCCCUGCCCGAGGCGCCGAGCCAGAGGGAGUCCCAGGGGCUGGACGCCCGGAAGCAGGGGGAGGGCCGGCCCCCAGAAUCGGAGACCGUGACCACACCUCCCAGCAAGGAACAGACGGAGUUCUGUCUGGGAGAGAUGACAGAGGGGGAGAUCGCCCCCUUCGGCUCCAUCAGAGUGCCGGUCAUCUUCACCCCCCUAGUCCCGGGGACAGCCCACAGCAGGGUUAAGGUCGUGUUUCAGAAUCAGCAGUGCCCAACGUUGCAUUUCAGAGUCGUCGGCGUUGCCGUUGACGUGCCCGUCUGGGUGCCGAAGCCCGACGUGGACCUGAAGAUCUGCAUGUAUGACCGGCUGUACCAGGACUCCGUGCUCGUCCACACGCGGUCCAAAGCCGCCCUGCGCCUGAAGUUCGAGGUCUGCAAGGAGCUGAGGGGCCACGUGGAGCUCCUGCCCGAGACCGGCUACAUCCAGGCCAUGUCCUCCUUCUCGGUGCAGCUCAAGUUCCUGCCCAGACACUCCCUCCCGGAGGACGCAGGGAAGUACUUUGACAAGGAAAGCUGCGUUCUGGAGGCCCCGAUGACCAUACGGGUGGCCGACCAGAUCAGACCCGUGGGCUUUACCCUCCACGCCGUGGUCACCACCUCGGACCUGGAGCUCAGCCCCUCAGUGGUGGACUUUGGCUACUGCACCGUCUCGGAGGCCGUCAGGACCCAAGUCGGCCUCUGCAACCACUCCCUCCUGCCCCAGGGGUUCGGGUUCAUCGGGCUCCCCAAGUGUGUGGACGUCCAGCCCAACGAUGGGUUUGGGACGAUCCUGCCGCUGGAAACCCUGCAGCUCGACGUGAUCUUCCAGCCCAUCAAGGCCAAGGAGUACAGCUUCGAGCUCGUCUGCAAGUCCGAGAUCAACCGGUGCUUCAAGCUGACGUGCCGGGCCGUGGGUGUCCGUCCGCCCCUGGAGCUGUCCCACCACCAGAUCAAGUUCGCCGCCACCUCCUUGUACGACACAUCUGUGGCCUCCCUGUAUGUCAUCAAUUCCCACGUGAGCCUGAACUCCCUGACCCACUCGGUGCCACGCAUCGGCUCAGAGGACGCCUCCCCGGUGGGGCCCACAUCUUUCGAGUUCCUGCUGCCCCCAGAUUUGCCCAUCACCAUCUCUCCCUUGGUGGGGACCGUGUGGCCAGGAAAGCGGUACCUGAUCCAGGUGGCCUUCCGGCCCGUGCUGCCCAGUGAGCUGAUCCACCAGGAAGCCUUCCAGGCCCUGAUCAAAGAAGCCGAAAGCAAAUCCUCCUUCCGCAGGGACAUGGCCACCCAGAAGAAGGACCAGCGGAGGCAGUCUGUCUCCAUCCUGCAGCUGCAGAACCGAGAUCGGUCAUUCCGUUCCUCCUCCUCCCAGCCCCCCGAGCUGCAGAAGCAGGACCUCACAUCCAGCUCCCAGGAGUACCAGGCUGCGCAGGCCGCCCUGACCAGGUCUUUCCCAGGGAAGUUUGACAAGUUUGUGAUCCCCUGUGUUGUUGCCAGUGGUGACACCAAGGACAGGAAGGGGACGGAACCCCUGAGCUUCAGUCCCCAUAACACCCUGUACCUGGAGCUGUGGUGUCCGGCGGUGGCGCCAUCCAUCGUGGUGACGUCCGACAAAGGCAAGACCAUCUCCAACUUCGGUGACGUCGCUGUAGGACACCACGGCCUAAAGAAGGUCUCCAUCCAGAACAUCUGCCCCGAGGAUCUCCACCUGGAGUACUCCGUGCUGAACCCCAGCGGCCCCUUUGUCCUGCUAAACCCCAUCAGCAGGCUGCCCUCUGGCGAGACCCAGGUCCUGGAGCUGUCUUUCUCUCCCCGUGAGAGCUGCGUGGCCCAGGAAACCCUGGACAUCGUCACCAAGAGAGGCUCGCUGCACCUGACCCUCACGGGCACGGGCGUGGCGUCCGCGGUCACGUGCUCCAUUGAAGGGGACGUGCUGCACAUGGGUUACGUGAUUGCCGGGGAAUCUGUCUCCUCGGUCUUCAAGCUGCAGAACAGCUCCUCGCUGCCCAUCAAGUUCUCAGUGCAGCUGGACAGUCUCUCCACCAGGACCAGGAACCAGCACCAGCUGCCGCAGUUCCUGGCCGCCCCGGCCCAGAGGACAGAGGUUGUGGGUACCCAGAACCUCAGUGGCCAGAGCGUGUUCAGCGUGGUCCCAGUCGAGGGCGUCAUGGACCCCGGCAGGGCCCAGGACUUCACCGUGACCUUCAGCCCGGACCACGAGAGCCUGUACUUCUCUGACCGGCUGCAGGUUGUGCUCUUCGAAAAGAAAAUCUCCCGCCAGAUCAUCCUGAAGGGCGCGGCCCGCGAGCACAUGAUGUUCGUGGAGGGCGGAGACCCCCUGGACGUGCCCGUGGAGUCCCUGGCCGUGAUCCCUGCCUUCGACCAGGAGCGCAGAGAGGAAGCUGAGGAGCUGAAGCCCAUCCUGUUGACCCUGGCCUAUGUCCAGCAGGACACAGACACACCCGCCCCCCCUGCCACCCGAGAACUGCAGGUGGGCUGCAUCCGGACCACCCAGCUGUCCCCAAAGAAGACGGCGGAGUUCAGCCUGGACGGCGUCGCGUCCCUGCAGCACAAGGGCUUCACCAUCGAGCCCUCGAAGGGCUUCGUGGAGCGUGGCCAGACCAAGACCAUCAGCGUCUCCUGGGUGCCCCCCAUCGACUUUGACCCGGACCACCCACUCGUGGCGUCAGCGCUGCUGCAGCUCAGGGGGGACGUGAAGGAGACGCGCAAGAUCCUCUUUCUCGCCCACGUGCUGACCGGUCCCUGAGGCCGCAGGAGCCCCUCCACAAAGCCCCCCCGUCCUCCUGCCCCCACCAAGCCUCCCCUGGCCUGUGGGCCCUAUGACCCCAUGGCCAGGGCACCCCAGCCCCACAAGUCUGGCCGCUUCUUGCUGCCCUGGGGCCAGGGGGCCAGGGGCCAAGAGCUCCCCCUUCCUGAGUGUGGAUUUGGAACGAGCAACGCGGCCAGUCCUGAGCACGACCUACCCCUCACCUGAGCCCCUCGGCACCCCCGCCCCUCCCACACCCACCCAGCCUUUAGAGGCUGUGCUGGGGGUGGGGGAUCUGCCCCCACAGACCUGUCAAUAAAGCCUCUGAAUCCAG
Molecule: messenger RNA, 5417 nt
Organism: Phacochoerus africanus (Common warthog)
Lineage: Eukaryota; Metazoa; Chordata; Mammalia; Artiodactyla; Suidae
Gene: CFAP74
Product: cilia and flagella associated protein 74
Exons: 40
Coding region: 200-5083 (1627 amino acids)
Source: RefSeq, a predicted model, not a curated record